Molecule: messenger RNA, 3642 nt
Organism: Mizuhopecten yessoensis (Yesso scallop)
Lineage: Eukaryota; Metazoa; Mollusca; Bivalvia; Pectinida; Pectinidae
Exons: 5
Coding region: 495-2015 (506 amino acids)
Source: RefSeq, a predicted model, not a curated record
CGGGACGGUUGCCUGCAUUCCUCGUUCAGAAUCAGGGACAUUACGAUAUGAAUUUGGUGCUUGCAGCAGACGACGCCAUUGUUAUUUUGGGAAAUAUUUGACAUGGCGACCUUGCAAACACCAUUUGGAAUGUUCGAGUGUGAGAAACAGUCUCUUCGCCAUUAUUCUAGACAGCAAUUAAACCACUUACUCAAACAAUGUAACAAUUGAUUCCUACUCCACCGUCGUGUCGUCUCACAGACAUCAGAAAUGCUGCAGUGACUGGCACUUAACAGGCAGAAGAGACUCAGAAACUGCGGCUGGCGAAAACAAGAAUUCUUUAACAGCUCCUGGAACUCAACACCUACCAAAAUGGAAGACAGAACUAUUUACGACUGGUGUAUUGCUCUUUGUUUGAAUGGUCCAACAACUGCAAGCCCUUACUUAGAUCCCUUGGGCAAACGUCACGUUUCAGUCGGUACUGAGAGUCCUUCGGACCGACCUUUGUAUUCAGUAUGCGGGGUAAACUGCUGCUAGCUGGUGGCAAACCCACUGCCUGGACUCACAAUACUAGUUAUGUUGGUGUAUCAAGAAUCCACAGUGAAACCAGUCCUCCAGCCUUAGGACGUCGAAGGAAAGAAGAUCGCGAAUUUAAGGAAAUAUUAGGUGCCAUAGAAAACAUGCAUCGUAAAGAUAUGCAAUCGUUUAACACCAACCGAAAAUAUCUGGAGAAGUCCAUGCUCGCAUACAGUGAGCGGAUGAGGGAACUUAACAAAGGGAGACGAUCCCUUCCUGUUAUCAUCACACCAGCUUCCGGUGAGAAACCAGUCCUUCCAAAGAAAUUUUCCAAUACCAUUCGACCGGAUGUUGCAUCUCCUGCAUCAGACUUACUCGGAAGCUCUCGGGAAUCUUUUAUGUCUUCGAAUGGUCAUCUGCAUUCUCCACUUCACUCUCAACGCAAACUCUCUCCGAUCUCAAUUUCACGAAAUCACAUUCGCAAAAUGACAUUCCAUGGAAGUGAAAUCGAACGACAUUUACUUUCUCCAAAUAUGCACUCCUUGCGUCAUUCCAUCAGUGGAACUGGAGGUAGCAAACCCUCAAUUUCACUCGAGGGGAACAUACGGACUCGUAAGAUCAGUACUAUUUCUCCACCAGACCAAUCGGAUAUCAGACGGACUAGAGACACGAGAUCAACCGAUAGUGCCUAUGAAAGUUUUAACGGAUCAGAGAUGGAAUACGAACAUCACGACAAGCAUGAACAUAAUGAUGAAAUGGAUGUUGAUGUACAUUCCGUCAGUUCAGUGAAAAUUGCGUGUUUUCCUGAUAUUAACGAGGAAAGAAAGCAAAUUAAUAGUGUCUUCGGUGUUCAUGAUGGACCCAUAGAUCCUACCGAAAAGAAGAAGAAAAUGAGAAAGGUUAAAAAACCUUCAGUGGAGGUAAAGGUAAAAAAGAACAAGUAUCUCAAACGGGCACGAAAACACGAUAAAAGGGAGAAAGAGGAUAUAGCAGAAACAAUCAUCGAAACUUACAUUGAGGAAGAUGACAGGAGAGAAGAAGAAGAGGAAAUUGAUGAAGAACCAGAGAAGAAAAAGAGAGAGAUGUGUUACGGAUUUCGCUACUCUCUUGCUAUUAAAGAACUUCUCAAAAAACCUAAUCCGUUUAAUGUGUCCAAAAAGGAAAUGGUUUAUAAAGUUGAGAUGGAAAAUGGACGCAUAAUGAGCACGCUCGGGCCUGCCGUAUUGAAAGUAGUAGACGUUGACAGGCUCAAUAACAUUAGAGGGGUACCUCUCAACAUCAAACGUGAUGAUCCGUCAAAUAAACGGAAGAAAGCGGCGGCAAACUUGAGCAGAAGUGUGUCGCGUAAUCCUCUUCCGUCUAUUUCACGAGGUGUAUCAAUGGAAGGCAAUCAAGAGGACACAGACAAAGUGAUAGACUUGCCAGAGAGAAUUAAGACUAAAACCUCUCUGUAUGAGAAAUCUUUUGUGUCUUCACAUCAGUCUCCAACCACCGUGAUGGUAAUCGGUGCUGACGGAUAAAAGAUUGUGUUUUGACGAUGCUGCUGUGAAACGAUAACUUCGCAAUAUUGGUGUAACACGAAAUAAACAGUUGUUGUAAAAAGAAUCAUUAGGCAUUAUUGACCUAUAUUUUAUCUUUUAUACAUAAAUAUAUCGAUUAUAUGUUGACAGAAUAAACGCCAUUUUUCAUUAUGUAACAUUAUUUUUUUUUGACAUUUGAUAUACCAUAUUUAGAAUUACGUAUAAGUUACUGCAAAUGCAUUAAAUGUCGAGAACUUCAGCCCAUUUUCCUCAUCGCCCUUUCAAUGUAUUGAUAUUCAUUUGAUAUCUUUUUUAAUUAAGUUUGUUUUUUUGCAAAUAUGCAGUUUGGCAUAUUUUGCUUUAGAAGUCAUAAUCGUACAAUGAAAGCUCUUUGUACAGGUCAAGUAAAGAUUAAUUCUGCACUUUUUAUCAAGUAAGUUUUCCGCAUAAUUGAUAUAAGUAAGCUAUUAUGUAAAACGAACUGAAACAUUGUAGUAAAAAUAUGAACCUUUUUAUCAUGUUUUCUCCCACAGGCCAGUGUGAGAAGAUUAGUGUGAUUUUUAACCUUGGUUCCGCUUUAUAGCACAUUAAUGCUUGAUGCUUUUGAUUUUCUUUAUGUUUUCGUAUAUGUUAGCGCUAAAAGUUUCGUUUUCGUUUAUUUCAAAAGAAAAUCAUUUGAUUAGAAGCGUUUUUGUCUAACUGUUGUGGUAGCCUUGCUUUAAUGUCCUUCGUUUCGUUUCGCAUUUUCGUCUAUGUUUUCGUUCGUGUCUGUAGGGAUCAAUGCUUGUUGAUUUUACUGACAAUGGUUCAUGCUGUGUGGUUAUUGAAACGUUGUAAAAGUAGUUAAGAUAUUUUGUUCUAAGCUAAAAACAGAGUUACAUAAAGACAAGAAAAGAAUAACAAAAACGUUUCAAUAAACAUUUCUUUAACAUGACCUUUUAAACUGAAUUUCAGAAGGACAAAACAAGGUUGCUCUCAUCAGCAAUAUAUAAGCGAACUUUGCCACAUGUUUGCCAUAUUGUACAACUAUGUACUUUUGCUAUGUUAAUGUAUAAUCCGGUAUGCCCUCUUUAAAGUAUGCAAUGGUGAUGGGAAAGAAUACUAGUUAAUUGUAAGAUCAAUCUAUCCAAGCUUAAUCGGAGUCUGAUAAAGUACCAUAGAGGGCUCCUUGUUAGUUAUAGAUUAUCGUAAAACAUGGGCCACCUCUAUAUGGUAACAUCUGCUAGGUGAAUUAGCAGUUGUUUCGUGGUACCUGCCAAUGUAAAUGCAUUUUUAAUGGUAAAGAUAAAGCUCAUUUGAAACUUUGAAAAGUAUUUUGUAUAAACAUGUAUUUUGUUGAAGUUCUCUUUUCAAUUAGCAGACUGAGGUCAUGACUGUAUUUAAAAUUUCAGAUAUUCAAGGUAAUACUAAUAUGGAAAUAUUGAUACAUGUUUUAGAAAACUUCGUAAAUAUGGUGUCAUUUGUAUGUAUCACUGGUCCUUCUAGUCAAAAAAUAGUUUAAUGCAUUCCUUAUGAUUCUUUUUAUGUUUUGUUGAUUGUUCGUAUGUGAUUCCAUGAUAUUAUUGACUAUUAUGUACAUUGUGGCAUAUUUGAUAUAUUUUGUAAAAACAAUAAAUUAUAUUAUGAU